CUUUCCUCAUUGUCAAACGAGAGGCCCAAAUGAGUGACAGGUGCAGCACCCUUUAUCCUCUGACGAAACACACACUGCCUCAAAAAAUGCCAAUAAAAUAGACAAGCCAAACAUUUGCAUAUCCUUGUUUCCCUUAGCAAAUUCAAGUGUCUCAGUGAAAGUUCUCCCUCCAUGGCCAAGCCCAUAUCAAUUGAAGUAUGGAACCCGAAUGGCAAGUACAGAGUCAUCAGCACCAAAUCCAUGCCUGGAACCCGGUGGAUCAAACUCUUGACUGAUCAGGAUUGUCGCGUUGAGAUAUGCACUGAGAAUAAAACCAUACUUUCUGUGGACGACAUCCUUGCCCUCAUCGGUGAUAAAUGUGACGGAGUAAUUGGUCAGUUGACAGAAGACUGGGGGGAGGUUCUCUUCUCUGCUCUUAGGAGAGCAGGAGGUACUGCCUUCAGUAAUAUGGCAGUUGGUUAUAACAAUGUUGAUGUGAAUGCUGCUACGAAGUACGGAAUAGGCGUUGGAAACACCCCGGGAGUUCUUACAGAGACAACAGCAGAAUUAGCUGCAUCACUUUCUCUGGCAGCAUCUAGGCGAAUAGUUGAAGCAGAUCAGUUCAUGAGAGCUGGGUUAUAUGAUGGAUGGCUUCCUCAUUUGUUUGUCGGAAACUUACUCAAGGGACAGACAGUAGGAGUAAUUGGAGCAGGGCGAAUCGGAUCUGCAUAUGCUCGGAUGAUGAUUGAGGGAUUCAAGAUGAACCUCAUAUACUAUGAUCUCUAUCAGGCAACUAGACUAGAGAAGUUUGUUACAGCAUACGGCCAGUUUCUGAAAGCUAAUGGAGAACAACCUGUAACUUGGAAGAGAGCUGCAACCAUGGAGGAUGUCCUCAGAGAAGCUGAUGUGAUAAGUCUUCACCCAGUUUUGGAUAAAACUACAUACCAUUUGAUCAACAAGGAGAGGCUGGCCAUCAUGAAGAAGGAAGCCAUCCUUGUAAAUGCAAGCCGAGGACCAGUCAUUGAUGAGGUUGCCUUGGUCGAGCAUCUGAAAGUGAAUCCAAUGUUCCGAGUUGGGCUUGAUGUGUUUGAGGAUGAACCUUACAUGAAACCAGGACUUGCUGACCAGAAAAAUGCUGUCGUCGUUCCUCACAUUGCAUCUGCUUCCAAGUGGACGCGUGAAGGAAUGGCUACUCUAGCUGCUCUAAAUGUUCUGGGAAAAAUCAAGGGAUACCCAAUAUGGACUGAUUUAAAUCGGGUUGAUGUUUUCUUGGAUGAGAAUUCUCCACCACCAGCUGCUUGUCCAAGCAUUGUCAAUGCAAAACAACUUGGCAUUUCUGCUUCUAAGCUUUAAGGGAAUACUGAUGAUACCUGCCUCUUAAGACUAAACGUGGAGUACAUAAUAAUGCUAGGGGUGGAUAAAAAGUAAUCGAGCUAUUCAGUUCUCAAGGUGGUCUUCUAAUGGCUUAUAUAUGCGCAAAUAUAUAGAUAUAUAGUGAGUCGAAAUGUACGUCUAUUCAACUUUUUAAGUAUUUCAUUUUUAAUGGUCAUAUGAGGAUGUUUAAAACAAUAUAUGUUCGUUUUUCAUAUGAGGAUGUUUAAAACAAUAUAUGUUCGUUUU
This is a messenger RNA of Asparagus officinalis (garden asparagus), 1599 nucleotides long. RefSeq names its product glycerate dehydrogenase. The transcript has 13 exons. Gene Ontology annotation, molecular function: NAD binding; hydroxypyruvate reductase [NAD(P)H] activity; glyoxylate reductase (NADPH) activity. The coding region runs from base 172 to 1332 and encodes 386 amino acids. Gene Ontology annotation, cellular component: cytosol. NCBI's taxonomy places the organism in Eukaryota, Viridiplantae, Streptophyta, Magnoliopsida, Asparagales, Asparagaceae. The record is from RefSeq and is a predicted model, not a curated record.